AUGCUAACCAUUUUGCCCUAUUGGCAGACACGGAUGAUGAAGCUCCUAACCCUACAACAACGAACCCAACACUGGAUGAGGAAAUGGAUAAAGAUUUGCCCUCUGAAAAACCACCACCAAUUUUCGUGUCCAAUUUCUUUUAAGAUGUCUGAAGAGCCGACAACUAGCCAAAAGCUUACCCAAUUUGUUUUCUCCCUUGAGGAGGAUGAUCUGGUAAUGGAAACCCGGCAACCCCCGACUAUAAACGACCAAAUGGCCGAGAUCAGCCAAAGGGUUCGGUCAUUGGAGACGGUGUUGGAGGCCAACACGAAGCAGCUGGCGGAGAACACGAAGGUUGCGAGGAUGACGGCCUUGUUGGAGAUUUUCGUAAAGGGGAAGGCGAAGAAUGUGGCUGUGGAUGUGGCGUUCCCAGUCACAUCGGAGGAAGACCUGGUGGCUUUAGAGCAGACCAUAAGCUCAGGGUCACAAGAACGCUACAUGGAAGCAAUAACAAAAAUUUUAAAAAGCAAUAGUUUGUCAAAGGCAAUAAAGGGCGUAUUGUCAGAAACGCUGUUGUGCGCCUACAACAUAGACGGCCUAAACGGGAAAAAGUCAUUAAAAGCAUUUCCCAAAUUCUUUUCCGUUCUGAUUGAUAUCAUAAGCACAUUAGAAGGCCAGCAGCCAGGAGAGAAGGCCUUGGCCCACGCACUGGCAUGUGUUAAAAAUAAUACAAACAAAAAAAGGAAAAAACUAGUCGAAUAA
Molecule: messenger RNA, 741 nt
Organism: Drosophila teissieri
Lineage: Eukaryota; Metazoa; Arthropoda; Insecta; Diptera; Drosophilidae
Exons: 5
Coding region: 1-741 (246 amino acids)
Source: RefSeq, a predicted model, not a curated record